Knipowitschia caucasica is the source of this 1665-nucleotide messenger RNA. Lineage: Eukaryota; Metazoa; Chordata; Actinopteri; Gobiiformes; Gobiidae. The record is from the annotation of a GenBank genome assembly.
AUGGAUGUGGAUCAAGACCUGGCUGAAGCAAAGCCCGUGAGGGAGACAUGGGACAGUAAGAUGGAGUACCUCUUGGCGGUGGCAGGACACUUGGUCGGCCUUGGUAACGUGUGGAGAUUUCCAUAUCUCUGCUACAAAAAUGGAGGAGGCGUCUUCCUGAUUCCGUACAUGGUGUUCCUGUUCACGUGUGGAAUCCCAAUCUUCUUCAUGGAGACCACUCUGGGGCAGUUCACCAGCCAAGGAGGAAUCACCUGUUGGGGAAAGCUAUGCCCUUUGUUUCAAGGUAUCGGUUAUGGAAGCCAAGUGGUGAUCUUGUACAGUGGAGUUUACUACAUCAUCAUUCUGGCCUGGGCUUUUCUUUAUCUGUUCUCCUCGUUCACUUCAAAACUCCCAUGGGCCUCCUGUCAAAAUGCAUGGAACACAGAUAAGUGUUUUGAGCACGGGAUCAAUCAAACGUCUGAUAUGCAGCAUGAUGGGGGCACUACGUCUUCUGUUGUGGAGUUCUGGGAGAGGAGGAUUUUGGGACUGUCCGAUGGCAUUGACCACCUUGGAAGUGUCCGCUGGGAGUUGGCCUUGUGUCUUCUUCUGGCAUGGAUUGUGUGUUACUUCUGUGUGUGGCAAGGAGUCAAGUCGACUGGAAAGGUGGUGUACUUCACUGCCACGUUCCCAUACCUGAUGCUCGUGGUGUUGUUAAUCCGUGGGCUCACUUUACCAGGUGCUAAAGAAGGAGUAAUAUUCUACUUGUACCCGGAUCCUUCUAAGAUGGCUGAUCCUGAGGUUUGGAGUGAUGCUGGCAGUCAGAUCUUCUUCUCGUACGGCGUGUGCAUGGGUAUUCUCUGCUCACUUGGAAGUCACAAUAAGUACACCAACAACUGCUACAAAGAUUGUGUUUACUUGGCUCUUUUGAACAGUUUAACCAGUUUUGUGGCUGGAUUUGCCAUCUUUUCCGUCCUGGGCUUCAUGGCAAAGGAGCAAGGUGUGCCUAUUUCAGUGGUAGCUGAGUCAGGAUUAGACAGUCAGUUUGUCAAUCAGGAGGCUCUGGUCACCACCAUAUCGGACUUGUAUCCCCACCUUUUCCAGGACCAUUGUCGAAGAAAAUUGCUCCUUCUGGGCUUGUGUGUGGGGAGUUACUUUAUUGGCCUUCUGCUGGUCACUGAAGGAGGGCUUUACAUUUUUCAGCUCUUCGACUACUACGCCUGCAGUGGAAUGACACUGCUGUUGCUGGCAGUGUUUCAGUCAGUGUGUGUCGGCUGGGUCUACGGCGCAGAUCAAAUGUAUGAUAAUAUCCAGGAUAUGAUUGGAUACCGACCCAAUGCCUAUAUGAAGUAUUGCUGGCAGUACUUCACCCCUGGAGUUUGUACUCUGACGAUAGUGUUUUCUUUGGUGAAAUACUCUCCUCUCAAAUUUAACCACAGUUAUGAAUACCCGUGGUGGGGUUAUGCCAUCGGAGGGCUCUUCACUCUGUCCUCCACUCUCAUGGUGCCACUGUUUAUGCUUCAUGCACUCCGUGUCACACCUGGGACAUUCAAACAGAGAAUAAAGGUUUUGUGCUCUCCAGCUGAAGACUUAAAGAGGAAAGAGGUGAAUAAAGAAGCUUUCCAGACAUUUACAGAUCUCUACACACUACGCUUACAAGAAAAUGAAGUAGUUCCUAUAAUUGUUUGA